This is a messenger RNA of Mus caroli (Ryukyu mouse), 894 nucleotides long. It is a transcript of the gene Smco1, whose product is annotated as single-pass membrane protein with coiled-coil domains 1. Lineage: Eukaryota; Metazoa; Chordata; Mammalia; Rodentia; Muridae. The record is from RefSeq and is a predicted model, not a curated record.
ACCACAGAGUGUUCAUCGUGCUGCGUGCCAUUUCCUUCCCUUUUCCUCCUUCAGAAGAUGACCCAUGAGACCACAACCCUGAUAUCCUUGAAGGAAGCAAUGAAAAGAGUAGACAACAAGCUCCAAGCUCUAGACACACAGUUCAAAGAACUGGACAUCACCAAGGAUAAUCUGACGCUUCGAUUUGAACACCAUAGCAAGACUUUGGCAAGCCAAGCAGCCCAGGAUGAGAUAUGGACAGCAGCUCUGGCCCUUGGGUUCACCUCAAUGGAACUGAAUAUUUUAUACAGCUAUGUCAUCGAGGUCCUUAUUUGCUUGCACACUCGAAUGCUUCAGAAACUCCCAAACCUGGUGAGAAGUCUCCCGACCUUAGCCUCUGUCCUUAGAAGAAAAGCCAAGAACAAGCAUGUUAGGCUUGUGUGGGAGUCUGUCCUGCAGGAGUACGGGCUGCAGGAGAGGGAUGUCUCAGCACUCUGUACCUUCUUCAUUGUACAUGGCAACAAAGGAGAGCACUAUGCUGCCAAUGUAAGACGGAUGUACAUCAAAGAUGUUUCCUUCAUGAUCACCAACAUGGUAAAGAACCAGGCUCUACAGGAUGGAUUGCUUAGAGCUGUUCAGAUCAUUGAGAAUGGGAAAGCAGCACAGGACCCUGAAAACUCAAGGGCACCCCUAAAAGACUUGAUGCCCCCAGUUAAAGACUAACCUGUUACCUUUGACCACUCUCGGUCAUUUGUAUUUUUUUUUUUUCUGAGACAGGGAUUCUCUGUAUAGCCCUGGCUGUCCUGGAACUCUGUAGACCAGGCUGGCCUCGAACUCAGAAAUCCACCUGCCUCUGCCUCCCAAAUGCUGGGAUUAAAGGUGGGCGCCACCACUGCCCGGCGGUCAUUUGUAUUU